Molecule: messenger RNA, 6984 nt
Organism: Mesocricetus auratus (golden hamster)
Lineage: Eukaryota; Metazoa; Chordata; Mammalia; Rodentia; Cricetidae
Gene: Socs4
Product: suppressor of cytokine signaling 4
Exons: 2
Coding region: 344-1651 (435 amino acids)
Biological process (GO): phosphatidylinositol phosphate biosynthetic process; intracellular signal transduction
Cellular component (GO): phosphatidylinositol 3-kinase complex
Molecular function (GO): 1-phosphatidylinositol-3-kinase regulator activity
Source: RefSeq, a predicted model, not a curated record
GAACCCGGAAGUGCUGGCGGUCCCAGGAGAGCAGGCGGAGGCCGCGGCCCGUCUGGCGCUGGGCGUCGGGCUGACUGAGCGGGGGCGGGGGCGGGGAGCUGACUGAGGAGGCAUCCGCCUUGCGGGAGCUCCACGAGGAACGGGAGCGGCCGGGCCUCCCUCGCGCCCUGGAGCGAGCGCCGAGCGCAGCGAUGGCGGCGGGGACGGCGGCAGUCGCCCGGACAGCCCCGGCCGAGCCGCGCUCGGAGAGACUCAUCCAGAAAGUGUCCAGAAGAACCUUCCUGUCAGAAAAGCUGAAAAUGCAGUAUUUAUAACCCUGGGAUUUGCACAUAAUUUGUCUAAAAUGGCUGAAAACAACAGCAAAAAUGUAGAUGUACGGCCUAAAACAGGCCGGAGUAGAAGUGCUGACAGAAAGGAUGGCUAUGUGUGGAGUGGAAGGAAGUUAUCGUGGUCGAGAAAGAGGGAGAGCUGUUCCGAGUCUGAAACCGUAGGUCCUGGAGAGAAAGCCGAAGCUUCUCGAAGGAGCCAAGAAAGGGAGCAUGGCUGCUCGUCCAUUCAGUUGGACUUAGACCAUUCCUGUGGGCAUAGAUUUUUAGGCCGAUCCCUUAAACAGAAACUGCAAGACGCUGUGGGGCAGUGUUUUCCAAUAAAGAAUUGUGGUCGGCACUCUUCGGGGCUUCCUUCUAAAAGAAAAAUUCACAUCAGUGAACUCAGGCUAGAUAAGUGCCCUUUCCCACCCCGCUCGGAUUUAGCCUUUAGGUGGCAUUUUAUUAAACGACACACUGUCCCUGCAAGUCCAAAAUCAGAUGAGUGGGUGAGCGCAGAGCUCCUUGAGAGCAAGCUGCGGGACAGUCAGCUAGAACGAAGAAGCACGGAGGAAGACACAGCCUGUCUCUCACACACCAGCGUUCAGCCUUGUGUCGUGACUACCAACGGUGCUUCUUGUGGAGGCGGCCACGUGGCUGGCUCUGUGUUGCACUUGGUCACAAACAACAGCUUAGAAGACAGUGACAUGGAGUCAGAGGACGAAGUCCUAACACUGUGCACAAGCUCCAGAAAGAGAAGCAAGCCCAGGUGGGAGACGGACGAUGAGGCCCUGCAGCUGGACGCGCCUCCCCAGCCCCACACCCACGCUGGUUACGUGCACUGCCUGGUCCCAGACCUGCUUCAGAUCAGUAACAAUCCGUGCUACUGGGGUGUCAUGGAUAAGUACGCAGCCGAAGCUCUGCUAGAAGGAAAGCCAGAGGGCACCUUUUUACUCCGAGACUCGGCACAGGAAGACUAUUUAUUCUCCGUUAGUUUUAGACGCUAUAGUCGUUCUCUUCACGCCAGAAUUGAGCAGUGGAAUCACAACUUUAGCUUUGAUGCCCACGAUCCGUGUGUCUUCCACUCCCCCGACAUCACUGGGCUCCUAGAACAUUAUAAGGACCCAAGUGCCUGUAUGUUCUUUGAACCACUUUUAUCCACUCCGUUGAUGCGGACUUUCCCCUUUUCCUUGCAGCACAUUUGCAGAACAGUUAUUUGUAAUUGCACGACUUACGAUGGCAUCGAUGCCCUUCCAAUUCCUUCUCCUAUGAAAUUGUAUUUGAAGGAAUACCAUUAUAAGUCAAAAGUUAGGUUACUCAGGGUCAAUGUGCCAGAGCACCAAUGAUGGGGAAGGUCAGGAAUGUGGACUUGCAUACAUAUUUUCAUUUAAUAUCUUAUUUUUCUUAACGCCUCUUUGAAUUUUUCUACAAAGGCAGUUAGAAUCCAAAUUAAAACUGCCCUAAAUUUUAAUUCCAGAUCAAUUUAUUUUUCUUAUGAUACACUUGUUAUAUAUUUUUAAGCAGGUGUUUGGUUUUUGUUUUUACCAUGUAAAUCUUAUGCUUUCCCCUUAAUUUACAUAUGGUCCAGGCAUAUUUGAAAUUUGAAGGCAUUGCAAAUACAUUUGAACAUUCUGUAUUUUUUUUAAAUAAUCUUCUGCUCUUCGCUACAUGUAAGAUAUUUUGCUAAUCUAUCAGUAUUCUUGUAUGGCAGAAUAGUUAUUCCCAUUUUCAUUUUAAAAUUCUUGCGUAAGGAUGAGUUUGAUAAUCCAUCCAUGGUAAUGUAAUUAACUUUUUAAUUGCUACUAGGAAUGUUAGGCAACAAAAUGGUUUAAAAUGAAAUUUAAAGUGUUUCGUUUUAAAUUUUAACUAUUUUGUUUGUCUUUUAAUCUGGCCAGUGAAAAACUACAAUGUUAUGUUCUAGAGGUGCAUUUGUUCUACAGUAUGGCAAGAUUGUCAGUAAACCCAAAUGCAGCAGCCCUUCAACCUGGAGGGGGGCAGAGUAUCAUAAUGUGUUCCUUUCUUACUGGAAGCUUUACAAAUAAAAUAGCAGUAUUAGAAGCUUGCAGUUGCUCAGGCAACUAGAGCUUUUCUAUAUUAAUUAUGGACUGUUGCAUCUACUUAGCACUUUCCUAGGAACUCUGGUUCCCAAGGGAAAAUUCACAGUUUCUAAGCAGCUCCCAUAUCCACCAUAACAAAGAGGCCUGAAUAGUUUCUCAUUAUUUUAAACUGAACUUAAGUAAAGAUGCAAGCAAAACACAUGGUUCAAAAUUUAGGAAGCUUAAUAUUUGGUCUUUACAACCUAAAUAAUUAUUUCUGUUUUCAAAACUAACAUUUUUUGUGGCUUCAGAAAAGAGAAGACAUGGUAAUAGGUCCAUGACGUAUCAUUACUGGGCAGGAGGACAAAACAGUAUUUCACAUUUACUGUCUUAAGGGCAGCACAGCGUUUUAGGACCAUCACUGGCCUGAAGUACCCAGUAAGAAAGACAAGUGGAUUGGUGCCGUAUUUCUCUCCUCGGUGGCUGACCUACACACGUUCCCCAGUUUUCCUUGUGGUAGGCUAUCUGCCCCUUUAAAUAUUGUAGUAAUUCUUAUUUACUUGUGUGUGUGAGACAGACAGACAGAAUCUCUCCAUGUAGCCUGAGUAUCAGGAUUACACCUUUCUUUGUCUUUUCUUUUUUUCCUUUUUUUUUUUUGUUGUUAUUUGGUUUGUUGUUAUUGUUUAGUUGGCUGGAUUUUAUGUUUGUUUGCUUGUUUGUUUGUUUGUUUGUUUGUUUGAAACAGGGUCUUUCUGUGUAGCUCUGGCUGACCUUCAGCUUUCAGUGUACACAAUUCUGUCCUCAAACUCACAGAGAUCCUCCUGCCUCUGGCUCCCAAGCACUGGGAUUAAAGGCGUGCACCACCAUGCCUGGCUAGUAACUGAUUUUUGAUGGUAAUCCAGCUGUCUUAGCAAACUUUUUCUCCCUGGAUUGAAUGAACAUCGGCUCCCAAGUUUCCACGUGAGAACAAAUGUUUGUUGCUGGAAUGGUGGUGCACACCGGUGAUCCCAGCACUUGACAUCCAGAGGGAUGAAGGCUGCUGCAAGUGUAAGCCAGGCAGAGCUGUGUGGUGAGCAUUCGUCUCAAAAAGUUCUUUUCCUUAACUCUUGUUGCAUAUGUGCUAAAGCAGCCUUUUCCGGUCUUGAGGGGGCUGUUAAAGUAAAGAAAAGAGUCUUCAGCAAGCUUUUACCGAUCAUGGUAGUGCACGCCUGUAUUCCCAGAACUUGGGAGACUGAGGCAGAAGAAUUGCUGUGAGUUCUGGAACAACCUAGGCUAUAGAGUGAGACCGUCUGUUUCUCAAUACAGCCCCCCCCCACCAAAAUAAAACAAACUAAAAGAUUUAACUUUUUCAAAAAAUUACAAAACUAAAAUGGGGGAAAUCUGUUACCAUUCUCUUCUAGAGUUUUUUUCCUUAGUGUUCUGCAGAUCAUCUUGAUCUCUGUGAGAGGUAGCCACUCAAGAUGUGCCUCCUGUAGAUGCAAUGAGGCUCAGUUGGGGUAACUACGAACCCUCGAAAGACGAUGCUGACCCUUCUGAAAGUGGAGUCUCUGACUACCUCAUUUUUGCUGCGGCACUUUUGUAGUUGCUGAGAUGCUCAUCUUAUGACAUUUCUAAGUCUCCAUCUUUGGUGGCAACAUUUAUAGUGUGGUAAGACUCUACUCGUAAUUAACAGCUUUUUAUCAGAAUUUGAUAAAACCUUCUGUUUCUGUGAAACAAUUAUUUUUAAUAUUUUUCUUUUAAAAGUAACUUUUUAUCAGUACAGAACUAUCUACAGGAUGACUAGCUUGUGAAUAUUCUGUUAAAGGGUAGUUUUAUAAAGAAAAGUAAAAUAUAAUCAUGCCUUUUAUAGUGAUAAAAUUAGUGUUUAUAUAACAGUCAAGAUCUGACUAGCUUUUAAUAUACUUCAGACUGAUUGCUUAUAUUUUCUCUGGCUUUUUUAUUCUUUUCAAUUUCACGGCAUUAACAACUGUUAAUAUUUUUAAAAUACUGCCAUGUGUAGCUUUGGAAUGUGUACUGAGGACAGGAGAGACUCAUUCACUCUGAAAUGUGUACUGAGGACAGGAGAGACUCAUUCACUCUGAAAUGUGUACUGAGGACAGGAGAGACUCAUUCACUCUGAAAUGUUUUGUGUCUUUCCUUUGGUACUUACUACAAUGAAAAGAAAUGGGAAAGUAGAGAUAAUAAAGACUUGAGAAGAGAACAAUUUAUUGGGAAGGAAAGAGAAAAGAGAAACCAAAAAGUUGGGGAAUUGGAAUUUAGAGAAAUUACUCACUUUGCUGUGUUUCUGUGAAGCACAUCAAUAUUCAAAAAUCCAACUCAUAAAAACGUUUAAAAUGUAUUUACUGAUUGAAAUUGCUAAAAAUGAAUACAUUUUAUGAAGUAUGCAGAGAAGUCUGAAUUAAAGGGAAAUGUUGUUAACUCUUAAAUGAAAUUUGAAUCAUGUGAAUAGUAUCAGCUCCAGUUGAAAAUGUCCAGUGCAGGGCUUGAUGUGCACAUCUUUGACCCGCAUUCGGGAGACAAGCAGGUGGGUCUCUGAGAGCUGAAACCCAGCCUGGUCUACACAGUGAGUCCAGGCCAGCCAGGCUACAUAGUGAGACCGUCUCAAAACAACAGCAACAAAAAGAAAUGCAGCUGGUAUGUCGGAAAUGUAUGGGGUUUAUUUGUGAGAGCGGACGGAGCUAGAAGAAACAGGAUAAAAUACUAUAAUUAAAAAUGUAGGCAUCCCUCAGGGAGAAGCCUUACAGUGAAGGGAAAUACUUUAUCGCUAAUAGCUAGUCUGGAGCAGACGCUGACUGCUUUGGGAACCGCCCCGCACAGUCAGGAAAUGGACUUGACUAUGCCAUUCCUCUUGAGGUUUUCCAGGGCAGAUCCGUAUGGGCUUUGUUAAGCCUACAUCUUGAGUCGUGCUAUGAUCCCUGAAAUGUGCUGAUGGAUUCUUUUUAGUUUCCUUGGGUAUUUUUCUAUGAAGAGCUACAUGUGAUCUUUCUGACACAUAACCAUGUCAUUGGCCUAAAUAAUUAUAUGGAGAGAAUAUUAAUUUAAAGGGGACCUGAUAGGAAUAUUAAAGGAAGCUUUUAGUCAGCCUGUGGCUAGAUUUAUUGAUUUGGUGAAAAAACCUGUAUUCUUUGCUGACUUUCAGCUAAUGGCUAACUGUGGCCAAAGAAUCACUUUCACUUAAUGUUUUCACUUAUAAGUAAGAUAAAGAAUGUUUUAGUAAUUAGAAAUCCUUUAAAACGUAGAGCAAAUGUACAAAUAAGACUCAUCUUUUUUUAUAAGAAAACACAUAAGCCUUUAUCAUUUAUUCAUGAGCUAAAGCCAUUAAGAUAAAUCAAAUUAUCAACUUCCUGCCUGUGAAGUUUGGGUCAUUUUUAUAGAAACAUGUAAUAGAGCACUUCUUUCCUGUGAGACAGAUGUUUUGUGAUUUCUUACCCUCUCUCAUUAAAAGUAUUUGUCACAUUUUAAUUAUAAUCAGAAUCCAGUAGACAAGUAUAUCUUUAUUUUGGCAGGGCAAAUUUCACAGACUGUAGACUUAAUUAUAAGCCAGUCCUGAAGACAAAACAUUUAAAGUAGUCUUUCUAUUCAGCCAGGUUUGACAGCACACCCCGUUAGUUCCACCACUUGCGAAACAGGCAUGUGGAUCUUUAUGAAUUCCAGGCUAGGGCUACAUAGUGAGAGCCUGUCUUCAGGGGGAAAAAAAAACAAAACAUAAAGUAAUGGUUAUCCAGUGGAAAAGGCUUUGAGACAAAACUAACUCUAGUAUAGUGUUUCUAAUUUGUAAUUUUAAAGAGAUUAUUCUAUGCUAAAUCCUCUUUUGUCUUACUUUCCUGUGAAAUAUAAGUAAUGGUACUGUCCCUUGGUUUCCUGAAAGUUCAUUCAGUAAGAGGUGUCCCUUGGAGCAUAGUUGAAAAUAACUGCAGAGUAGCUGUUCAGUACUAAUCAAGAAUGAUCAGUUUUCCAAAGAGCACCACUGUGGAGCACACAAAACCACAUUCACUUAGUCUGUAAUAGGUCUUCCUGACUUGAUCUGACCAUGGAGAGAACAGAACAAUUUGGGUAUUACAAACUCUACAAUUAGAUGAUUGCAGUUUUCUUUCUGCCUCUAUGUAAACUGAUGUUUGCCUUAUUUGCAAAGCUGAUUGCAUUUGCAGGAAAUAAAGAUAACUUUUUUGUUGUUGUUGUUGUUUUUCAAGACAGGGGUUCUCUGUAUUGUUUUGGAGGCUAUCCUGAAACUCGCUCUGUAGACCAGGCUGGCCUUGAACUCACAGAGAUCCGCCUGCCUCUGCCUCCUGAGUGCUGGGAUUCAAGGCGUGCGCCACCAAUGCCUGGCAUAAAGAUAACUUUUGCCAUUGUUAUAAAUCAAGUCUAAGCUUUCAGCCUUGGGAGUCAUGGUAUAAAACUCAAGAAAAUUUAUUUAAAUUUUGCAGGCUUUGCUAGAAUCGGAUCGAUUUUUGUAUUAGCCAGUGUGAACUAUAUAUACUUGAAUACACAAAGCCUAAUGAUUUCAUAAAGCUAUGUUGUCCAUCAUGGUGUGUGGCCUAUACUAGCUCCACUUUCUAACCUUGACAGACAUUUGUGUGGGCGUUUAAAAUAUUUGAUCUAAAUAAAUUUUCAUUUAAUUAAAUCUUCAUAUAUGAAAUCCAAAA